UGAUUGGCUUGCCCCUCUGUGUACGCUCCACUGUUAGCUCUCAUGCUAAAUGCUAACGUUGGGUUAGAUCUGAUAAAAACGUCUCACUUUGGACACAAAAGCGUCUCACUUUGGACACGUUUCACUCUAUUUCUCCCUUUACUGUUGGUUCACGGCUGUCCCGAUCCGUGCGCUUUAGAAUGGCUCUCUACAGAUGAUGGAUGUAGUGUCUAAGCUCGUUUCUUUCACCUUGUCCAAAGUUUUGGAGCUGUCAGGGCUCGAUCACAACUGGAAUGUGCUGAAAAGUAAAAGGAUGGAGGAGAAAGCGCUGGAAGUCUACGAUGUGAUCCGUUCCAUUAGGGACCCAGAGAAGCCGAACACCCUGGAAGAGCUUGAGGUGGUGACUGAGAAGUGUGUGGAGGUCCAGGAGAUCGGGGAUGAAGAGUACCUCAUCAUCAUCAGAUUCUCCCCAACGGUGCCUCACUGCUCGCUGGCAACUCUCAUUGGUUUGUGUUUACAAGUGAAACUGCAGAGAUGUCUCCCAUUUAAGCACAAGCUUGAAAUUUACAUUUCAGAGGGCACCCAUUCCACAGAAGAGGACAUUAACAAACAGAUCAACGAUAAAGAGCGAGUGGCGGCAGCGAUGGAAAACCCCAACCUCCGAGAGAUCGUGGAGCAGUGUGUGACAGAACCAGACGACUGAGACUGAGCGGGAGAAAGGACAGACCAGCCCCAAACCCUACAGACUCUUUUAUAACCUUUUAGACAACACAAGUGUUUCUCUAGACAGGAAAUAAUGCGACUACUGUUGAUGUGUGUCCCUUUGCACUAUAAUGAAUUUACAUGUGAUUUUUCUACACGCUCAUGUGCCUGUGUCCGUUAAAGGGGCAUUGUGUAACUUUUCUGGCGAAGGCUCCGUCAAAUGCUUUUCUCCAUAGAGAUGUUAUUGCUUUGUCUGGAAUGUUUCACAACACAUCACGAAUCUCAGACUUACGAUCAUUGCGCAGUUCAUACUUGGAAGGAUUCUCUGAAAAAGUGAGCAUCAAACCUCCAUGUUUGUUUUCCCAGUGGGAUGCGAUUAUUGACAAAGCCGAUCUUUUCAAGUCUUUUGAACCAUAUCACUUUUGUUUCUGGUUCUGAUAUUGUC
Messenger RNA from Boleophthalmus pectinirostris (great blue-spotted mudskipper), 1126 nucleotides. It is a transcript of the gene ciao2a, whose product is annotated as cytosolic iron-sulfur assembly component 2A. The coding region runs from base 194 to 682 and encodes 162 amino acids. The transcript has 5 exons. Lineage: Eukaryota; Metazoa; Chordata; Actinopteri; Gobiiformes; Gobiidae. The record is from RefSeq and is a predicted model, not a curated record.